AUGUUUCCUUGGUCUGCUGUUUUCUCCCUUGAGCCCAAAGUUCCCGGCCAGCGCACCUCUGAGGAGUUAGUAACCAAUACUCUGAUGUUGGAGUUGGGGGCCAUGGUGAAGCGAACUGAACGCAUCCGUUUGGAAAGGGCAACAGAGGGUCGACGCCGCCGUCGCAGCUCCUCCUCCACAGCUGACUACAGCUGGUUGGCCACCGCACCGACCCCACAGCCCUACGAGCUGACACCCAACGACCUGCUGGAGCUGCAGGACCUGUGUGCCAAGAUCCCUCCUGCACAGUGUGGCCCUUUGAUCGUCAGAUUCAGGAGGCUGGUGUCACAGAUGGAGCCGGAUGUUCAUGAGGUUCCCCGGUUGUUUCGCUCGGUGCUACACGAGUUCAUGGACGAGAUGAACGGAAACGAAGAAAUGCCAACACAGGAGCCCAUCUUUGAGAAGCAGCAACGCAGCAAAAGCCUCUCUUUUGUUACUUUCCGCACCAAGUUCCGCACAGGUCAGUUCUUCAAAGGCAGCAGCAUCCGAGGCUCCAGGGGGAACCUGCAGCAGCAGGUGGAUUGGUCCGACGAGGAGGAGGACGGAGAAGGGGAGGAGGAGGCCAUCAAGGCCCGGGCCAGGAAGGGAAGGAGCAGGAGCAUGCCGGACAUUAGCCCUAUGGAGCAGAGCGCCCAGGGGUGAGAGAGGAGGGAGAGGAGGAGCACCUGGAGGGGCUGGGGAAUUAUGGAGUAAGAGAAUAUGGGAAACUGAGCACAAAAUAGAGAUGAGACAGCAUAAAUAAAGGAAGGAGAGAAAAAACAGGGAACGUUGAGGAAGAAGGGAGAAUUCAGUGAAAAUGGGACAGAAUAAAUUUGAAAAACACCAAUAAGUUCUCUUGUUUUUACUCA
Molecule: messenger RNA, 887 nt
Organism: Plectropomus leopardus (leopard coralgrouper)
Lineage: Eukaryota; Metazoa; Chordata; Actinopteri; Perciformes; Serranidae
Product: protein RD3
Source: RefSeq, a predicted model, not a curated record